This is a messenger RNA of Spizellomyces punctatus DAOM BR117, 1406 nucleotides long. RefSeq lists its product as uncharacterized. The record is from RefSeq and is a predicted model, not a curated record. NCBI's taxonomy places the organism in Eukaryota, Fungi, Chytridiomycota, Chytridiomycetes, Spizellomycetales, Spizellomycetaceae. Gene Ontology annotation, molecular function: protein-folding chaperone binding. The transcript is spliced from 2 exons. The coding region runs from base 24 to 641 and encodes 205 amino acids.
AAACAUUUGCACAGCACGAGAGAAUGCCUCCAAAGACACGCUCAAAGCCAGGCUCAAAAUCCGGUAAAGGACCGCAGCCCACCGCCUCCAAUGACGCCCCCGAAACACCCGACCAACAAAGCACGCCCAUCCGUCGUCGUAAGCGACCCAACAUUCCCGCUCCCGUUGCGCUCAAAACCCUCCGUUCCGUCCUCUCCGACCUCCGAACGCUACGAGAGACACGUGAACCAACCGUACUACGUACACCACUCGUACGGGACGCAACUGGGGCUUUAAUACCUGACAAGAAUAAGGCGUUGGUGGGGUACGAGGAGGCUUUGGUCGGGUUGUUGGAGCGGUUGGAUGCUGUGGAUACACAGGGGGUUAGUGCUGUGAGGGAUGCCCGUAAAAAUGCAAUUCAGGCUGUGCAGGAUCGGUUGGCUGUUUUGGAUGCCUACAAGAGGGGAGAAGCUGUGCCCGUUGAGUUUGUUGGAAACGAGAAUGUGGUACCGGAACGGCCGUGGUUUGGGGGGUGGUCGAGUGUGGUUGUUGUGGGGAUUGCGGGUGUUGCGGCUGCGGCUGCAUUGGGAUAUCUGCCUGACCAACAAACGAUUCUGAGCCAACUGCAAUCCAUAGUCACGACAGUCUCUGCAACAACUUGAAGACUCGAGUUGCAUGAAAGCAUCACACAUAUCGAGCACUUGAGGGUUUGCAUUACGACUAAUUAGGAUAUAUGAAUAUAUAUAACCUAAAACAGCAAUGUCUCCCAUAAAUAGCCAUAUGACAAGUGGCUUGGCCUUGUUACUUAAACAUUCGAAAGCCCAGCUCUCGCCAACUCUGCUGCCAUGAAGAGGCCUUCAAGCAAGAAAUGUGAAUGAAGAUCCUACUCAUAUCCCAUCUCUGUGAUGCGUUUGUUCCAAGCUCGAGACUUGCAAACGGUGACAAGUAUCAUGUGCUUGGAUGGUUUUCUGUCCAUCAUUAUAAAUAAUAACUACGUCUUCAGAUUUAGACAAUUACGUCCGGAGGUCCAGAGUCAGUUUUAUUUUUGGGCAUUCAAAACGUCGUGUCAAUUGGCAUGGAAAAGGACGUAAAGGAAAAAAGAAAGCCCUCAAACGUGGCUGCUUGUUCUAAAAGCAAUCACAUAAGGCACUGGUCAAAUACCAACGUUAUAAAUUGGAGAACCUUUGUCCCUUCCCCUUGACUUUAUACGAUCUAGUUAUUCCUCCUAUUAGUACCAGAUGCCCAAGAGAUCACGCGAACAGCGUAUUGUUACAUGGUUGAAAAAGGAAUUGGUUAUUCCAAAGCGAAUACCAGAUUCAGUCUUGGUUCCGAGUUUACAAGCAUUUUUAAAUCCGCCUGUCGCUGUAAGUUAUUCUUUCUGUUAUUAGUAAAAGAAUAAAGCAUGAAAAUCCAGAAUUUGACCAACG